Messenger RNA from Saccostrea echinata, 4777 nucleotides. Its product is annotated as zinc finger protein 22-like. Lineage: Eukaryota; Metazoa; Mollusca; Bivalvia; Ostreida; Ostreidae. The record is from RefSeq and is a predicted model, not a curated record. The coding region runs from base 88 to 1005 and encodes 305 amino acids. Gene Ontology annotation, cellular component: nucleus. The transcript has 6 exons.
AAAAUAUAAAUGGAUUAGUACUGUCCAUAUUCAUGAUAUUGUAAAUCCUGACCAUUCCUGCUUAAAUGUAUGAUCUGAUAUGACAGGAUGUCAUCCCCUGAUGUACUUAGAAGUCAGAUACACAGACAGACAGACAAUCCUGGGCUCGCAAUACACUCACUGUCAGACAAUGAUGGAAACAGGCUUCAUAGUCAACAAAUAAACUCACAAAAUGAUGAUGCUAACAGAAUUCAUAAUCAGGGAGUGAAUGAAGAUGAAGCCUCACCAAGCAAGCAAAGACGUCUCUCAACUGACAAAUACGGGCUUCCCAUUUGUAAAGAAUGUGACAAAAUGUUCAAGAACAGCUCCCAGCUGGGCCAACACAUGUUGGUACAUAGCAAUAUUCGGAAACACAAAUGUACCUACUGUGACAAAACCUUUAAGCAGCUUAGCCAUCUUCAGCAGCAUGUAAGGAUGCACACAGGAGAGAAGCCCUAUGCGUGUAAGUUGGAGGGUUGUGAGAAAGCGUUCGCACAAAUGGCCAAUCUACAGCAUCAUAUGCGAAUGCACAGCAAAGACGGAACAAAGCCUCACGAUCCAAGUGAAAAGCCAUUUAAAUGUGAUGAAUGCUUCCAGGAGUUUCACACUCAAAGGGGAGUGAACUGCCACAAACAAAAGGCUCAUACGGUGUAUGUCUAUGGGUCUACAAAAGCUAAAAAAGGGCAGAAAAACCAGGCUCCAGAAAACCAACAGAAUGUAGUGACAUCCAGCACUCCCCAGCAAGAGUACCCCGAGGACUACACCAACCCUGGAGCCAGGAAAGACCCCCAUAUCAUGAUGUCCAUGUACAAGGGCAUUAACUCUCACACUAGAGAACCAGAGGCUAGACAGGAUUUGCCUCCCCUUUCAUUGAUCAUGAAGACAGACCCACAGCACAAGGUUAUUUCUCACAAUAUCGUCACAUCAGCCAAUGUGGAACUGCCAAAUAUCCCAGCCAAUGAUGUGUUUUCAGCCUUUCAUCAGUAAACACUAUCCUUACACAUUCAUUUCCCUCUCCCCUCCCCCUUCUUUUAUAUUUUUCACAGUGACAGCACUAUAACUGGUCAUUAUAUAUCGCCAUAGAUCUGAUUUAUGAAGUAUUAAUCAUGUUUGAAUACAUUGUUAUAGACUUAAAAGUUGUCUUGUGUUUUACAAAUAUUUGUUCAAGUAGUUUGUAUUAUCCAGUUUUGUUUUUUGUUUGAAAAAUGUAAAUUAAACAAAAGUCAAAACUGAACAACCAAUUGUAGGUUUAAUCUAUUUUUCUAAAUCAUAGUCAUUUGAAUUCAUUUUUAAAUGUUGAAUAUGAUUCUGUUUUGAAAAGGUUGUAAAGAGCUUAAAACUCUACGCAUUUUUCCUGGUGAAUAUUACCAAGAUUUUGUUUAAUUUUGUUUAAUAAAACUUUGGACUACUAGUCCUGGAAGUCAAAGUUCAUAUCCUUCUGAAUAAAAAAAAUUGUAUGUUCCACAAAACGAUUAUGUCUGGAAACUUAAAGCCAGCCUAUGCCUGUGUGUUUCUGGCAGAAAUUGUGAAUGUUUGAUAACCCUAGAUGGAUUUUUAUUUUACUGGUAUUUUUGAAAGGUUAAACCUUUUGUUCAAAUUUUAAAAAAGGUUCACAUCUUUUUAUUGAAAGCACUUAUUGUAUAUAUAAGAUUAUACUGUGUGUAAAUUCAAAAAUCUGUAAGUUUUGAAAGGUACCCAGAUAUAUUUGUUUGAAUUGAAGUGAUAAAGAACUUGUCCAUAUGCCAUGUUUUUCAUGUUUUGCUCUUACUGCUAGACAUGAUACAGGGUUUAAACUGUUUUGUUUUAUAAUAAAAUGUACUCAAAGAAAAAUCAUUUUAUUAUAUUAUAUUUUCCUGUAAAUUACUUGAAUUUGAUUUGUCAAGAAACAUUUGUUUAAAAAAUACUGUAACCCACUGAAUGGUGAAAUUACACCCUCACGUGUGAUAGAACUUAGCAACAGUCAACAUCGCUUGAUGAUGGAUAAUAUAAAAAAAAAUAUUGACUGCAUUGAAUUUAUAUGUGCUCUUCACCUAUAUUUAUAUUUGUAAAAAACAUUCAGUUGAGUAUAAUAAAUACUGCCUGUAGUUGAGUGUAAUAUUGAAAAUUUUCACCCCUCGAAAACCAUUGUCAGUCUCUGCUGCGCCUCGGUAGACAAUAGGUUUCUUGAGGUGAAAUUUUCAAUGUUACCCUCAACUGGGUGCAGUAUUUAUAUAAUAAUAAAGAUGCAUCUUACUUUAAGGUUGCUUGUUGCCUUUUAAGGUUAAGAUCGAGUGAAGCUUUUGUGAGUGGAUUUACCAUAAAACCAUAAAGAUGCACUUAUAAAGUGAUGAAAUAAAUUACAUUUAAAAUUUUCUAUGGGAUGUAUGCUUUUUUUCACUGCUAUAUACAUGUACUUUUGAAUUUUAUAUAGUGAACAUACAUGUAUUAAGUCAAAUGAAUAUUCCUUUUUUUUUCAUAGUAGAGAAAAAUAGUUUAUUACAUGUUUGCUGAUGUGUGCAAAAUAUCUGAACUUUUUUGACACACAGAAUAUUUUACAGAGGAGCAGAAUUGUAUCUUCUCUGUGUUUUAAUCAUUGUAUCUUUAGGUACCAGCUUCAAGCUUUGUCAUAAUCAGUGUUUGGAAUUAUCUUCUUUUUUUAAUUUAUUAAGGUCCUAGUGGGUGCUGAAAUGACAUAAUAUUUGUAGAAUAGCAUUUCUAGUUUUGUAGAUACAUAUACAGUGUGUUGCUUACCAAUAUGUAAGAAUUUUUUUAACAGUGAAAUAUUAAAUAAUGUCAUUUAAAGUAAAUAUAUGUAUACUUAAUUGUCACCAGCAUUUCAAGUGAUGAAUGUUGGGGGGGGGGGAUAUUUCAAUGGAGAAAUUCUACCAAUUACUUUUUGGACAAAAUUCUAUCACUGACAGUAAUAUUCAGAUGCUUGUGGAAAGAUGUUUUGGUUACCACUAAAAUUAUUUUGAUCAAAAUAUAUGUUCUAAGGAUCUUAUUAGGAGAAUGCAAUUUUAUACUUUUUAGGUCACCUGAUUGCUAUCUGUUUUUGUCUGUCAUUGUGGCUCUAUGUUAACAUUUAAAGAUUUUCAGCUCCUUCACUAGAACCGCUGAACCAAUUUUAACCAAUUUUGUCAGUUGGUAUCUAUGGCUGAAGGGAACAAAAAUUAUGAAAUUCAUAACCCCCACCCCCCUUUUGGUCCUGAAGGGUAGUGUUCGAAUUUCCAAAUUAUUUCUAUGACUGGGGUCCAAAGGACCCUCAGGUAAAUGGUCGACAUGAGUCUUUUCAAAGUAGCAUUAGGCCCAAAAAUUACCAUCAAAUACUUUGGAAAAAUAAGCUUGAAAUUGUUUUCCAACUUUUAUUGAAGAUCUCUUCUAGUUUAUUGUUUGAGUAAAAUAAAUCAAUUUUACAAAGGGUACAGUCACAACUCUUUUUCACAACAACUUUUUUUAUUUUAUACUUCUGUACAGUGUUGUAUUAUACUCUGGUGACCAUUAAGGUCAUUGGUCCUCUUGUUUUAGUGUUAAAGUUUAUUACAUUCACUAUUUCUACAUAACAUUUUUUUUAAGCCAAGACCAAUACUUUUUUUACACUGCACCCUAAUUUUAGGGUACUUUUGUGUAAUUAGACAGACCCAUAAUUUGACACACAAAAAAAUAAAUUAUAAUCUGCAUUCUAUGAUAUAAUUUAAAAUAAAUCCAAGUAUUCUACACAUUAUAUUAGACCAAGAUAGAGUAGUUGAAAACUUUAUUUGCUUGGAUUUUCUCCAUUUGAAAAAGCAAAAUCAAUUUUUCAAGAUUAUUACUUCAUUGUCUUUGAAGAUUUUUCCUGGAUAAAAAAAGGCAGGCUCCCUAUAUUAAAAAUGAAUUAGCUAAUUUCAAAAUAUCCUCCUUUAAACUAUAUAAUUUUGGCAAAGUCUAAAAAACAUUUUUUCAUCAGUGUUUAGAGGGUCCUUAAACCUAAGAAUGUGCUUUUAUUGUACAAGAUAUUUUUUUUUAGAGAAUAAUGUUGUAACUGUUAGACUUUGGUGUUUUAUGACUUCCACCAAAGGGGUUUGCACAUUUUGUUACUAUUUUCUUCACAAACGUUUGCCAAAUCCAUGAACAGCAAGAAUGAUUUUUCGGCAUGGAUUUAAAAAUACAUCAAAAUCUGGGAUAUUUCAAAGGGAAGAUAAAAUUUUGGAAAGAGGGGAAGGGGAGGGGCAUCAGGCUUGUCAAAGGGUUUAGAUAUAAGAUCUGUGUCUUGUUUUUCAAAAAUUAGACCAAGAUUAUUGUUUGCUCUUCUUCUUUUUUUUUUGGGGGGGGGGGGAUGAAGAGACCACAAUAUACACCACAUGCAUUAGGAUUAUGGAAGACACAUGUUUGAAUAGCUUGCAGGGCUAAAAGAUUUUGGAUAUCUGUCUUUUUUUCCUCCCAUGUUAACCUUUUUAGGAAAUAUUUUGUUUUAAAAUAUUGAGUAUAAGGUGCAUUAGUUUAGUUAACAUGGUUUAUUUAUAUGUAAGAUUUUAGCACCCUCAGUUACCAUACCCCACCCCCCAAAUGUGGGAUUCUAUAAGGUACUAGUAUAUGUAAGUAUUAUUUAAUUGUCUUUGCGUUCUAUGCUGUUUAGUGUUUAAUCUGUCUUUUUACAUGUUGCUGUCUUUUACAACCAUCAAUUAUCACUUACUAAUAUGGUUUGUAAAGUUCUUGUGCAAGAUGAGUUGUGGAUAGCAUGCAUUGUAUAUGUAUUUGUAAAAAUACAUUUUAUUAGCAUGAGUACAAUAAAAAGUAGAUAUGA